Molecule: messenger RNA, 1218 nt
Organism: Penicillium cataractarum
Lineage: Eukaryota; Fungi; Ascomycota; Eurotiomycetes; Eurotiales; Aspergillaceae
Gene: trm10
Product: tRNA (guanine(9)-N(1))-methyltransferase
Exons: 1
Coding region: 1-1218 (405 amino acids)
Biological process (GO): tRNA N1-guanine methylation
Cellular component (GO): nucleus
Molecular function (GO): tRNA binding
Source: RefSeq, a predicted model, not a curated record
AUGGACGAAGAAGAGAGACCAAGGAAACUUGCGAAGCUUGAGCAUGAUGACCAAGCUAUCAACGAUAAACUUGGCCCCGCAAUGACUGGUGCUGUGGCAGCUGCCGACGAGCCGUCGCAAACCGUCGCGCCUACGAACGAUAAUGUACCAUCAGAAAAAGCAGAGCUCCCCAAAUCCGACAAUUCGAUUCCCACCAGUGACUCUGCGCUACCUGAGGGUGUAGCCACCCAGAACGCCCCUCCACCGCUCUCGAAGAACCAGCUCAGGAAACUCAGGAAGAGAGAGCAAUGGGAGGCAGGACGCGAGCAGCGCAAGGAAAAGCGGAGGGAACAAAUGGCAAAGAAAAAGGAACGUCGCCAGCUUAUGGUCGACCAAGCGAGGGAGACUGGUGGCGAGGAAGCUGUUAAGGCUCUGCGCAAGCAAUGGGAGACGACUCGGUCCAAGUCUCGGCGGUCGACUCUGCUGCCCGUUUCGAUUGUGAUUGACUGCGGCUAUGACGAGUUGAUGAACCCUCACGAGCGCAUUUCGCUCGCAGGUCAACUCACACGGUCGUACUCGGAGAACACCCGUGCCAUUUGGCGCUCAAAUCUGAUGUUCAGCUCAUUCGAUAAACAACUGAAGGAGCGAUUCGACAAAGUGCUCGCGCCCUAUCGCAACUGGAAGGGCAUUCGAAUCAUUCAAGAAGACUUCGUGCAUGCUUCCGAGAUUCUCAAGGAACAAAUGGCAUCUCCCAAGGGCGGGAAAUUGGUUGGACCCUUUGCCGAAAAGACCGAUGCUAAGCCGGAAGAUGGCGAGGUUAUCUACCUCAGCAGCGACAGUGAUAAUAUUUUGACGGAGCUGAAGCCCUACUGCACUUAUAUCAUUGGCGGCCUCGUGGAUAAGAACCGCUACAAGGCAGUUUGCUACAAGUCUGCUGUUGCAAAGGGAAUCAAAACUGCCAAGCUGCCCAUUGGGGACUAUAUCCAGAUGUCCUCUCGUCAGGUGCUGACCACCAACCACGUGGUCGAUAUUAUGCUGAAGUGGCUGGAACUGGGCGAUUGGGGAGAAGCUUUCAUGAAAGUCCUUCCGCCCAGAAAGGGCGGCAAGUUGCGGGAGCAGCAGGGCGAUGAGGCUGCGGAGGAGGUCUCAGACGAUGAGCCUGAGCCAACUCUGGAGGAGAUUGCAAAUGAGAUGGAGGCUGAACAAGAAGAUGAUCAUGAUGAUGAAGGAGAUGCAUGA